This is a messenger RNA of Naumovozyma castellii, 1722 nucleotides long. RefSeq names its product chaperone ATPase HSP60 (gene HSP60). Bases 1 to 1722 code for a protein of 573 amino acids. Lineage: Eukaryota; Fungi; Ascomycota; Saccharomycetes; Saccharomycetales; Saccharomycetaceae. The transcript has a single exon. The record is from RefSeq and is a predicted model, not a curated record.
AUGCUAAGAACCACAGCCACAAAGCUAUCUGUCAGGAACAUUGCCAGACAACGUCUCGCCUACUCCACUUUCAAAGAACUAAAAUUCGGAGUCGAGGGAAGAGCUGCCCUUCUCAAGGGUGUCGAGACCCUCGCUAACGCCGUCUCUACCACUUUAGGACCAAAGGGCCGUAACGUUCUUAUCGAACAACCAUUCGGUCCUCCAAAGAUUACCAAGGAUGGUGUCACUGUCGCUAAGGCCAUCGUCUUGGAAGAUAAGUUCGAGAAUAUGGGUGCUAAAUUAUUGAUGGAAGUGGCUUCCAAGACAAAUGAAGCCGCAGGUGAUGGGACCACCUCAGCUACCGUGUUGGGGAGAUCCAUUUUUGCUGAGAGUGUCAAGAACGUCGCUGCUGGGUGUAAUCCAAUGGAUUUGAGACGUGGGUCUCAAGUCGCUGUGGAGAAGGUCAUCGAGUUUUUGAAGGAACAUAAGAAGGAAAUUACCACUUCAGAGGAAAUCGCUCAAGUGGCUACCAUUUCCGCUAAUGGGGACGUCCAUGUCGGGAAGCUUUUGGCCUCUGCCAUGGAAAAGGUUGGUAAAGAAGGUGUCAUUACCAUUAGAGAGGGUAGAACUAUGGAAGAUGAAUUGGAAGUCACUGAAGGUAUGAGAUUCGAUCGUGGGUUCAUCUCUCCAUAUUUCAUUACAGAUGCCAAGUCAGGUAAGGUGGAAUUUGAAAAACCAUUGUUGUUGUUAAGUGAAAAGAAAAUUUCAUCCAUUCAAGAUGUGUUACCUGCCUUGGAAUUAUCCAACCAAACAAGAAGACCAUUAUUGAUCAUUGCCGAGGAUAUCGAUGGUGAAGCUCUUGCCGCAUGUAUCUUAAAUAAAUUAAGAGGUCAAGUUAAAGUCUGUGCCGUCAAGGCCCCAGGGUUUGGUGAUAAUAGAAAGAAUAUCAUUGGUGAUGUCGCCAUCCUUACCGGAUCAACUGUCUUCACCGAAGAAUUAGACUUGAAACCAGACCAAUGUACCAUUGAACAUCUAGGUUCUUGUGAUUCCAUCACCAUUACCAAGGAAGAUACCGUCAUCUUAAAUGGUCAAGGUUCUAAAGAGAAUAUCCAAGAAAGAAUUGAACAAAUUAAGAACUCCAUCGAUAUGACCACAACAAACUCUUACGAAAAGGAGAAAUUACAAGAACGUCUAGCUAAAUUGUCCGGUGGUGUUGCCGUCAUUAGAGUCGGUGGUGCCUCAGAAGUGGAAGUGGGUGAAAAGAAGGACCGUUACGAUGAUGCCCUAAACGCUACAAGAGCUGCCGUGGAAGAAGGUAUCUUGCCCGGUGGUGGUACCGCUUUGGUUAAGGCCUCUAGAAUCCUAGAUGACAUCCAAGUGGAAAACUUUGACCAAAAAUUAGGUGUCGAUAUUAUCAAGAAGGCCAUCACCAGACCAGCAAAGCAAAUCAUUGAAAAUGCAGGUGAAGAAGGUUCCGUAAUUGUCGGCAAAUUGGUAGAUGAAUUUGGUGAAGAUUUCGCCAAGGGGUACGAUGCCGCUAAGGGUGAAUACACAGACAUGUUGGCAUCCGGUAUCAUUGAUCCAUUCAAAGUGGUCAGAUCAGGGUUGGUCGAUGCUUCCGGUGUCGCAUCCUUGUUGGCUACCACUGAAGUUGCCAUUGUGGAUGCUCCAGAACCACCAUCUGCUGCCGGUGCUGCCGGUGGUAUGCCAGGUGGAAUGGGUGGUAUGCCAGGUAUGAUGUGA